This is a messenger RNA of Scedosporium apiospermum, 1047 nucleotides long. RefSeq lists its product as uncharacterized. The transcript has 3 exons. The record is from RefSeq and is a predicted model, not a curated record. Gene Ontology annotation, cellular component: nucleus. NCBI's taxonomy places the organism in Eukaryota, Fungi, Ascomycota, Sordariomycetes, Microascales, Microascaceae. Bases 1 to 1047 code for a protein of 348 amino acids.
AUGGCGACCACCAUGGUACCGAACCACUACGCCGCCCAGCAAGUGGCCUCGUACAGCUACGUCCAGCCUCCUCAGCCUCCGCCGUCGCCUCCGAUGGACGACAACAAGUGCUCUCUACCUUCCAUCUCCAACCUGCUCGGUCUGGCGGACGCUGGCUCGCCCACCAGUGAGACCUCUCCCCAGAACCAACAACAGCAGGCCUCUCAACAACAGAGCCCUCGGCAGACUCAGCAGCAAGUGGCACAGCAGCAAAUGCAGCAGCAGGUCCAGCAACAGCAGGCGGUUCAACAACAGAUGCAAAUGCAGGCCCACCAGCAGAUCCCUCAAGUCGCCUCUCCGGCUCCCUCGAGGCCUGACACUAGGCCCAACUCUGCCCAUUAUUCCCACCCCGCUAUGAUGCGCGGAGGUAUGCCUCCCACUCCUCCGAUGACCUCGGAUGCCUCCUUCGAUAGCUACCCUUCCCCGGCUACCAAGUCGAUCGCCGGCAUUCCCGUCGUCUCCGGCCACAACUACUACUACGAGACCACUCCUCCUCUCGAGGAGCCUCGGCACAUGACUCCCGUAGUCUCUCGCGUUCCGCUUCAGACCUCGUAUCCUCAGCAGUCAUUCGCUGCCUCGCCCUACAUGACUCAACCUACUCUCGCGUCUUACUACCCGCCCAUGCAGCCUACUCCUCCUCCCCAGCCUCAGAUCUCCGGCCUCUACUAUCAGCGCCCUCUUCCUCAGCAAUUCCCUCCCAUGCCCGUCUCCGUCGGCCUCGGCCCAACCUCCAGCACCAACCCUUGGCAGCACCACCACUACAUCGCUCCUUCCUCCACGACAUCUUUCCCUCAGAGCCAAGACCGAUACAUCUGCCAGACAUGCAACAAGGCUUUCUCGAGGCCAAGCUCUCUCCGAAUCCACAGCCACUCUCACACCGGUGAGAAACCCUUCAAGUGUCCCCACCCCGGAUGCGGCAAGGCUUUCAGCGUCCGAAGCAACAUGAAGCGUCACGAGCGAGGUUGCCACAACUACGACUCUAGCAACUCGUCCUCCCUCACUUCCUAA